AUGCCAGCGGUGUCAGGUCAGACUGUAUGAGUUUUAAUUAGAAUCCAUUAGUCUCCUGUGAUAGUUGUUUUUAAUUAUUUUGGGACUGAAAUUAUUAUAUGGUACAUUUCACAAACUUCCUGACCACAUGGCAUGUCUCUCUCUCUCUCUCUCUCUCCUAUCUUCUCUCUCUCUCUCUCUCUCUCUCUCUCUCUCUCUCUCUCUCUCUCUCUCUCUCUCUCUCUAUCUCUCUCUCCCUCUCUCUUGCUCUCUCUCUCUCUCUCUCUCUCUAGCUGGUGAUAGAGAUAGUGAAGUGCAAAAAUGUAAAAAACAAUAUUUUUGAGAAACUUCAACGUUCAGCGUGAAUAACAAUCAAACAUUUAAUUGACGUUGAAGUGUACACAAAAAUCAAGGGCUGAAAAUGUUUCCUGAUUGUGUAAGAGGUUGACAAUGCACCGCCCUGUUGUUAUGUUGUGCUGUGAACAAAAGGUCCAGGGGUUGAUUCUAAAGUGGGACAGUGACUAUUCUGAAAUCAGAGCUUAUAUAUACAUAGAUAUAACACUUGAUACAUUAUAUUAAUAAUAAGUGAGGAGAGAUUGGUAUUAAUAUGUAACCAAAACACCAUGGGAGUCUGCAUGACUAUAAUGUACUAAACUGGACACCACAUCUUUUUUGCCUUACUUGAAAGAAAUGGAAUCAAUGCAUUACCAAAGCUAUGAUUCAGUGGUGCUGUAAUGUCCUUAACUGGACACUGUACCCUCAUUGGACUCACUUGGUCCCUUAGAACUAUUAUCACCACCAACCACUUGCCUAACCUGCUUUGCCCGAUGUAAAUCACUUUGUGAUUGGGAGGUAGCUAACGUCAACCUGUGUUGCCUGUGUUGACAUGGAGUCCCCCAGGGCUCAGUCUUCCUAGCUCUGCUGAUCUGGAGCAUUUGUCAACUGCAGCCCAGUCAAUAUAUAAUAAUGAUGCGUUGCAAUGCAAAACAAUAGCUAUUAUAUGUGUUGUGCUGAGGGGAUAGGAGAGAGAAGCUGUAACAUGUAACACAGUACUACUGUAUGUCCUUUGGAUCAAAAUCAAAUCAAAUUGUAUGUAUCACAUGCUUCGUAAACAGCAGGAGUAGACUAACAGUGAAAUGCUUACUUACGGGCCCUUUCCAACAAUGCAGAGAGAAAAAUCUAGAAAAAUAAUAAUAAAUACACAAUGAGUAACGAUAACUUGUCUAUAUACGCGGGGUACCAGUACCGAGUUGACGGGCAGGUGUAGGAGAUAAUUGAGGUAGAUAUGUACCUAUACAGUGGGUAGAGGUAAAGUGUUGAUAGUGAUCACAUUCUGUAUGUGAUUUGUUAUAGUGAUUAUGGCUUUGAACGGCGUAGAGAAGAGAACUGUCUACCAGCAUUCUGGUUCAACCCAGCUGUUGUAUCAAGGAGCUGCAGCCAAGGACAUAACUACCUCAAAAGCACAGGGUGAGUUGCACAUAGGGGCACUAUUUUGUAGCGUUUCUAUGUUGUCUAUUCUAAGUGAAGGCAACCCUUCUGUAUAUUUCUGCUGAAUGAAAAAACAUAUUUUUUCUGUGUUUUAAGAAUGUUUUCCAUUUCAUUUUGUAAAGCAUUAUGUUGGUCAUAAUAUGAUAUAAAGCCUGAAUAGGUAUAACACAUUUCAUACCUACAGUGGGGCGAACAAGUAUUUGAUACACUGCCGAUUUUGCAGGUUUUCCUACUUACAAAGCAUGUAGAGGUCUGUAAUUUAUAUCAUAGGUACACUUCAACUGUGAGAGACGGAAUCUAAAACAAAAAUCCAGAAAAUCACAUUGUAUGAUUUUUAAGUAAUUAAUUUGCAUUUUAUUGCAUGACAUAAGUAUUUGAUACAUCAGAAAAGCAGAACUUAAUAUUUGGUACAGAAACCUUUGUUUGCAAUUACAGAGAUCAUAUGUUUCCUGUAGGUCUUGACCAGGUUUGCACACACUGCAGCAGGGAUUUUGGCUUAUUCCUCCAUACAGACCUUCUCCAGAUCCUUCAGGUUUUGGGGCUGUCGCUGGGCAAUACAGACUUUCAGCUCCCUCCAAAGAUUUUCUAUUGGGUUCAGGUCUGGAGACUGGCUAGGCCACUCCAGGACCUUGAGAUGCUUCUUACGGAGCCACUCCUUAGUUGCCCUGGCUGUGUGUUUCGGGUCGUUGUCAUGCUGGAAGACUCAGCCACGACCCAUCUUCAAUGCUCUUACUGAAGGAGGUUGAUGGCCAAGAUCUCGUGAUACAUGGCCCCAUCCAUCCUCCCCUCAAUACGGUGCAGUCGUCCUGUCCCCUUUGCAGAAAAGCAUCCCCAAAGAAUGAUGUUUCCACCUUCAUGCUUCACGGUUGGGAAGGUGUUCUUGGGGUUGUACUCAUCCUUCUUCUUCCUCCAAACACGGCGAGUGGAGUUUAGACCAAAAAGCUCUAUUUUUGUCUCAUCAGACCACAUGACCUUCUCCCAUUCUUCCUCUGGAUCAUCCAGAUGGUCAUUGGCAAACUUCAGACGGGCCUGGACAUGCGCUGGCUUGAGCAGGGGGACCUUGCGUGCGCUGCAGGAUUUUAAUCCAUGACGGCGUUGUGUGUUACUAAUGGUUUUCUUUGAGACUGUGGUCCCAGCUCUCUUCAGGUCAUUGACCAGGUCCUGCCGUGUAGUUCUGGGCUGAUCCCUCACCUUCCUCAUGAUCAUUGAUGCCCCACGAGGUGAAAUCUUGCAUGGAGCCCCAGACCGAGGGUGAUUGACCGUCAUCUUGAACUUCUUCCAUUUUCUAAUAAUUGCGCCAACAGUUGUUGCAUUCUCACCAAGCUGCUUGCCUAUUGUCCUGUAGCCCAUCCCAGCCUUGUGCAGGUCUACAAUUUUAUCCCUGAUGUCCUUACACAGCUCUCUGGUCUUGGCCAUUGUGGAGAGGUUGGAGUCUGUUUGAUUGAGUGUGUGGACAGGUGUCUUUUAUACAGGUAACGAGUUCAAACAGGUGCAGUUAAUACAGGUAAUGAGUGGAGAACAGGAGGGCUUCUUAAAGAAAAACUAACAGGUCUGUGAGACCUGGAAUUCUUACUGGUUGGUAGGUGAUCAAAUACUUAUGUCAUGCAAUAAAAUGCAAAUUAAUUACUUAAAAAUCAUACAAUGUGAUUUUCUGGAUUUUUGUUUUAGAUUCCGUCUCUCACAGUUGAAGUGUACCUUUCUUUCUUUCUUUCUUUCUUUCUUUCUUUCUUUCUUUCUUUCUUUCUCUCUCUCUCUCUUUCUUUCUUUCUUUCUUUCUUUCUUUCUUUCUUUCUUUCUUUCUUUCUUUCUUUCUUUCUUUCUUUCUUUCUUUCUUUCUUUCUUUCUUUCUUUCUUUCUUCCUUCAUCUGUAGUCCUUGCUUUACUUGCUUUCCAGGGUGACUCAAUGAGAACCAAGCUCCAUGUUACAUGUACUGUACGUCACCUCUAUACAUUCAUCUAUUGUCUCAGGGCUAUUCAAUUCCCGCCAUCGAGGACUGAAGUACUUCUGGUUUUAGUUUGUGCUGUACCUGGUAGAUAAUUGGUCAGUUACUGUUAUGUCUGCCAUUGGUUGGCCGGAGUGGUCGCUCACCUGGUGAACCAGGUCUGAAUCAGUCCCUGAUUGGAGGGAAAUUAUGUAAAACAACAUUGCUGUUGUUCUCAAGGAUCAUAACUGAAUAUCUCCGCCUCAUAUUUCUCUGUAAAUAUCCACCUUACUAAGUAUACAGCAGUGUACAAUGGAGCCAGUUAUAGGCAAAGUACCCGAAUGCUUUGCACAUAGCACAGCACUUUGAUGUUCUCUAGCUCUUCUCAUCUUGUAAAGCCAGCCAAAUGUAAAGUAAAUAAUAGCGACAAAUAUAACAUGCUUGUGUCUAAAAGGCAUCAAGAAUUAUCCAGCUCUUUGCUGUGCAGUGUUUGAAUUGCCCCCUCGUCUCUUGAUUUGAACAUAGAGGCUUUCGUCAAUAUGUGAAGGUGCCAUUUAAAUGUUGUCUCUAGUCGCCACGACACUUUCAAUCAGUGUACUUUCAUUUUUCUGAUGGCAUUGAUUCUGCUGGUGUUUUUUUCUCCAUGGUUAGAUACAUUUUGAGGUCAUUUACAGGGGAGAGAGAGUGCAGGUGAUGCUUUUAGCGAUGUGCCAAGCACGAUGCCGCCACAGAUUUCCAAUUGGAAUAUUUUUAACACCAAACACAGUUUAUGGAGCCUGUCUAAAUGACUCACACACAAACACAUACACACACACACACACACACACACACAAACACACACACAUACACUGCAUGCAUUUGAAAGCUAGGAUAAGGAUAAAGAUUAGUCUCAGUUAAAGAGGAUAAGAGUUAACAGAAGCCUAUACGGAAAUGUACACGCCAGAGUGCCGAGUCACACCACUGUCAGCCAGAGUUUUACCAUGAAAAUACGGUGUUAUAUUUAGUCAUUUUAGCAGACACUCUUAUCCAGAGCGACUUACAGUUAGUGAGUGCAUACAUUUUUCAUACUAUACUAUUUUUCAUACUUCCGCUAUUGGAAACUUCACCGCUUAGAUGACGGUAAUGACACGUUACCCACGUCAGCUUCCAUUACGGUCUCAGCAUGGGAGACCACAGUAUUACUCACAAGGUAUCACGACAAAAACAUGAUAACGCCAACAUGUUUUAAGUCUGGAAUGAAUCUUGUUCAAACGUAAAUUCCAUCAAAACCCACGCCCCUGUAAAACUAAUAUUUGGACAUGCCAGUGCUUUUCAUUUUUAAACUAAAAAUAAUCUAAAAAUAGUAUUUCGAUGUGCGAGUGCUUUUCAUAUUGUAAAGUAGGUAGUCUGAAACAAUAUCCAUGUAAUUACAAUCAUAUACUGAGUCUGAAUCAUUCAAUACUGAGUCUGAAUCAUCCAGUACUGGGUCUGAAUCAUCCAAUACGGAGUCUGAAUCAUCCAAUACGGAGUCUGAAUCAUCCAAUACGGAGUCUGAAUCAUCCAAUACGGAGUGUGAAUCAUCCAAUACGGAGUGUGAAUCAUCCAAUAAAGAGUCUGAAUCAUCCAAUACUGAGUCUGAUUGAUCCAAUAUUGAGUCUGAAUCAUCCAAUACUGAGUCUGAGACAUCCAACACUGAGUCUGAAUCAUCCAAUACUGUGUCUAAAUCAUCCAAAACUGAGUCUGAAUCAUCCUCUGUGUUUGUAUCAGGUCCUGUGGAACAUGUCCAGCUGCUGGCUCCAUUUGUGACCAUCAAGAACAAGGAAGUAAGCCUAACAGCAGUGGUCUGGCCAAUCCACUUCAGGACCCUGAGCUACUUCUGGUGGCUUGGGAACAGCACUGAGGUAAACUGGACUUAAAACACUUGGUGUACAGAGAAGAGGGCCUAGAACCGAGCCCUGUGGGACUCCAGUAGUGAUACCACAUUGUGCAGACACAGAUCCUUUUCUGAUGUUGUGUAUAGUAUACAGUAUACUGUACAACAUUAGUAGAGGUAAACUGACACUAUUCAAAAGGGGUCUUACCCUAUAAUGCCAUAUACUGUACAUGUACUGCAGUGGUGGCUGGUGUCAUUUUAAUUAAAUCAGAGGACGGGCAUAUUGUAAUGCCUGGAAUGGAAUAAAUGGAACCGCAUUGAACACAUCAAAGACAUCGUUUCCAUUCCACUUCAGCCAUUACUGUGAGCUGUCCUCCCUUCAGUAGACUCCACUGAUGUAUAUGGUCCUCUGUAGCUCAGCUGGUAGAGCACGGCGCUUGUAACGCCAAGGUAGUGGGUUCGAUCCCCGGGACCACCCAUACACAAAAAAAAAAAAAUAUUAUGCACGCAUGACUGUAAGUCGCUUUGGAUAAAAGCGUCUGCUAAAUGGCAUAUUUUAUUUUAUAUAUGGGGUAUACAUGAUGUCUAUGGUAUUAGGUACAUUGACCUCUUCUAUGAUGGAAGGUGGCUGUGAUAGAGGCGGAGCAGUCUCUGAUCUUGUAUUUUGUUCAGACGUCUUGUUAGUAUGUCAUAAGUUAUUACCUUAGGUGCAUUGUUUCUAGGUCUUAUGGGGAGGAUGUUUUUUGUAGGGUUUUACUCAAGUCAGAAUUUCGACUACUCUAACUACGCAAGUCAGAAGUUCCGACUACUCUAAGUGAGAAGUUCAAGGAGAAGUUGUUCUCAUCUGAAAUGGGUUUCUUUCAUGUUCCGGGGUUUUAGGUGAAGGGAUUAUGACCGGAUCAAAGUGUGAUUGUUCAUUUUGUCCAUGUUCCCUCUUCCUCCAGCCGGUGAUCAGCUUAGACAGGAGCAUUUCGUACACCUUCACCAGCGAGGGAAUGAACACUGUUACAGUCCAAGUGUCUUGAGCCAAUGCCAUACUGCAAGACAGCAAGACGAUAGCAGUCCAAGGUAAGGUUAAGUACUAUCUCUCUCUCUCUCUCUCUCUCUCUCUCUCUCUCUCUCUCUCUCUCUCUCUCUCUCUCUCUCUCUCUCUCUCUGUCUGUCUCUCUUGGAUCUCCCUAAUCAAAUUAUUCUACUUGAUGUAAUGCUAAUUAGCACAUCUAGCAGCCAUCUCACUUGGUAUGCAACAUUUGAGGGUACUUUACAUUUGAAUAUGUUAGGAUAUUGUCGAAGAGGACAUUUCCCCAAUUAUCUAAGAAAGCACUUAUACGAGCAAUCAUCUCCCCUUGUCAAACCAUGAAGACACACACACACUCACACACACCAACAUCUCUGUCAUCUUUCCCACCCAUCAGAAGACAGUUAGAGGAGGGACACAACCAUAACAUUUUACAUUACAUUUACAUUUUAGUCAUUUAGCAGACGCUCUUAUCCAGAGCGACUUACAGUUAGUGCAUACAUUAUAAAAAUAAAAAAAUCAUACCCCCCGUGGGAAUCGAACCCACAACCCUGGCGUUGCAAACGCCAUGCUCUACCAACUGAGCUACAUCCCUGCCGGCCAUUCCCUCCCCUACCCUGGACAACGCUGGGCCAAUUGUGCGCCGCCCCAUGGGUCUCCCGGUCGCGGCCGGCUACGACAGAGCCUGGAUGCGAACCAGGAUCUCUAGUGGCACAGCUAUCACUGCGAUGCAGUGCCUUAGACCACUGCGCUACUCGCUACAGUGGGGAAUGAAGAGGAUACCUUGAGAAUAAUGCACCUAGAUCAGGAGCUGAAUUAACGGUCUGUUUCUGUUUCUCCCCUGGGUCUCUCUCUCUCUCUCUCUGACAGAGUUCUUCAAAUCUCUGCUUUUAUCUUUCUCCCCUAAUCUGGACGAGUUCAACCCUGACGUCCCCGAGUGGAGACAGGAUGUGGGGAGAGUCAUUAAGAAGGCUCUGCUCUUUUUCUCCCUCUCUCUUGUAUCUUUCUAUCCACUCAGGCGCUUCGACGUUCGCCCUCGUGCUGUCCUGUGAUUCGUUAUCACACAGGUGUUUGAGGCUCGGCUUCUUCUUCCCCCCUUGAGGUAGCUUGAUGAGCACUAAUAAUUUAUUUUCAGAAAUCGGAGCGAUGAAAUGCGUUCUUCAGAAUUAGCCUGGAAUGAAGGAGAUCUUAGCCAUUACCUGGGCACUGGAUGUGCGUAGUAUCUGCGGAGGAGAGCUAGCGCUGAUAUGUCAUAGUUAAGUGUGUUAUUCUUCCACUUCGAGUGGAGGUUAAGGCCUAUAGCAUGCGACUUGUGGUCUUUCUGUGUCUUCAUCAACUCCACAGUGGAUUUGACAUGAGAGGCGACUUAUGCGAGCUAGGCUGAGAGCCAGUGGAGGGAGCUACUGUGAUAGAGGUCAGGGUGAGGCUUUGUGAGGGAUAAAGUGUACUAUGUCACCUGGAGCCAGGGAGCCUCAUACUAUGUUCAUGGCAGUAUAGUAUAGCACCAGCCAAUUGAAUUGUGUUGAACUGAGGGGCACACUCAGUUACAGAAAGCUAUAGCUCUAGUUGAGCUAUUAAUUGCUAGCCUCAAUAGACUGUUACAGCACCUCUUUUCAUACAGGAAGUUUUAUUAUACAACCUUUUCAUAGUUCAUAGUUACGGUCAAGUUCACGAUAAAAGAAAAACAGAAUCCACGUCAUGGUGUGUUUACAACAGUAAUUAGUAAUUGACCACUGUUUCAUCUUUUUUUAUUUAGCUUUGCAUACAGUAAGAUUGUGAGGAAGCUGCUCCAAAAGCCUUUGCUGUUCAAAUAUUAAAGCGUCAAGAUAAAGCCUGGCAGACGUGUUUUUUCAGCCACAUUUGAGCUUGGCCAAAAUUCCCUCCUAAAAGCUCACUCAUCUGACUCAGUCUGACUCACCUACUCCCCUCCCUUAACCCAAAUCAGAUGUUUCACUCCAGCCAAUGAGUUUGGGGGACAUAAAAUGCCAGUGCUACCCAAGCACACAGAGCCAGAAGGCUUUUUAGACUAAUGAGUGAUCGCAAAGAGAACAAACCGGCCUGAGUGUAUUGAUUUUUUCAGGGGCUAUUGCAUCCCAUCCCCUUCCCUAUCCCUCUCCUUUCCUUCUAUGCCUCUUUACUCUCAUUGUGAGUCAUUCCUUUGCUCUCUAUUUGUCCACUAUUUUGCUACUCAAAUAGUGAUUUUUAUGUUUGAUAAUGAAUGUGCUUCAAGUGUAUGUGACUCGCCGACUACGCCACUCCAUUGUCUGCCGAUAGCCCCAUAGAGAACCCAUAGAAACAUUAGUGGCUUUUAAAAUGGGCACUGAUUGCCGGUUGGAACCCCCUGCCUCAUAGGUGGUCUGAAGUGGAAAAAGGCCAUUAUAAAGAAAAAACAUUUAAUAGUAGCUAUUUUGAAGGCAUGGAAAAACAGUUGGUUGGCAAGACCUACUUUUCCCAUCAAGAAAUAAAUACACUUUCGUGAAAAACAUGGCGGUUGAGAUAAGAAAGUCCUAUUAAUUGUCAUCUAUUGGUUUGGUGACAUAUUGUUGCUUGUUUACCUCUAGGUUGUACUUGGUUAUUACCACAUGUUGAUCAAGCCCAAAGCUAUUUCAUUGUCACCUCCCUCUCCUUUGAUUUCAAACAUGUUAAAUAUGUAUAUAAUCUAAGGGCAGUGUUUUUGACUGUAGACUAAGAAUGCCAUACAGGUAUGAACAUAUUGUAACAGUACUGUCCAUUGUCAACAGGUGUCAGACUUUCCAGAGGAUCAGCUAUUGGUUGCAGUGUUUCCAGGUGUGCCAACGUCCACUGAGCUCUUCAUGUUACCACACAAUAACCAAUCAGAGGGCAGGAAAAAGAGCGAGGAGGAGCUAAAGCAGGUAUGGGACAGUUAGAUUGGACGCUGACAUUUUGAGUGUCAUUGUAAUUCUGUCAUGGCAUAUAUGACAAAGUGUUUCCAAUCCUUCACGUAAAUUCACCCAAUAGGAUAAUUACAUUGUCAUGGCUGAAAUGACACACAUCCACAUUAAUUCUACGCGCCCGAGUCUGACAAUUGAGACAAUUGAACCAAUGUGGUGGGUGUCAUGACAAGAUGGCAAAUAUUAUUUAAUUAUACUGUGUGAGUGAAUUGAAAGAGCUGUAAAGGGUGACAAUUGUUAGACAAAAUGAUGCUUCUUUCAUCUCCUUCAACAGAUCUCUGAGAUACUUGCCUCUGGACCAGAAUCUGGUGGAGUUUGAGCUAAAGCCAGGAGCAAAAGUAAUCGUUUACAUCACACAGCUAACUUUGGAUAAGGAAAGAAGUUACUAUCAAGAUAAUUACAUAAAUUAACUGUAUGUACUUGCAUGAGAAAUCAUUAUUUUCUCUACAUAUUCUCCUGUUUUUUAGCUGUAUUUGUUUAUUUUUGUGAUGUCAUAAAUGCAAUGUAAUCUACUUGAGAUAAUCUCUUCAUAAGCCAUAUUUGGAUAGCAUAAACCAAACACUUUUUUUGUUCUGUAUUUAUGUAUGACGAUUGGAGGAGGACAUGGGAGGAAAGGGAGGAUUGAUUUUAUUUUAAGUGGAACUCCUUGAGACAAGGGAACUUUUAUAUCAGCCAUCAAGAUGCCCAACAUCUGUUCACUUUCUUUUACAGCCAUCCAACCACAAAAUGAGUGUUACACUGAGUAUAAUUAUGUUGAUUAUUUAGUCCUUGAGAAAAGGACAAAAAAAGAGAAGUUUGGUUAUAAAUGCAUGCAGAAUUCAGAAUCGCCUCAAAAUAAUCAACAUUACACAAGUUUGAGUGUUGGCUUGAAAUGAGACAAAUAAAUAACUACUCUUGGCUGCAAUUAAAAUGAUUGGCCAGUGUCCACCCAGAAACAACCCAAAACCUGCUUCACAAUGGAAAAUAUUCUCAGUUGAGAGUAUUGAAUGGAUACAGAGCAGUAGUCCAGCCUCCUUCUAUAUACUUCUACAACACCACACUUACUACAGCAGCUGGGUCCACAUGGAAGAGUAGAGGGUUAAAGUUGGAAGUGCCCUUACAGAAAAGCCACAUGAUUUCACGUGGAAAAUGCAUAAAACAUGACAUUUCACAUGUGAAAUCAUAUGAAAACGUGUUUUUGGAACACUUCACAUGUGAAGUUAAUGUGGGUGUUGGGUGGAGGUGGGAGUUGGAGAGAGGAUUGCUCAAAGCUCUCUGGUCAUAGAUGGUGGUGGUUGAAGACUUCACAGGUCUAAGAGUACAUAUUUGGAAGGUUCUAUUAGCCACAUAAUCCCAGUGAGAACAUAUAGUCUUGAGCUGGCUGUCUGUGGUUUAAAGGGCUAGGUAUACACAACGCAAGACGGCGGGUGCUGAAUCUUAAAGUGUGUGUGUGUGUGUGUGUGUGUGUGUGUGUGUGUGUGUGUGUGUGUGUGUGUGUGUGUGUGUGUCUGUGUGUCAAGGGUGGGGUGUGUGUGUGUCUCACCUUAGAAAAGCUGGGAAGAGCCUUCAAGCUGCUUCAGAAAAGUCAUCAACAUCACAGGCCGCCUCUCAGAGCUGGGGCUGGAUAAAAAUACAAAGUAGAAAAUAUACUGUGCUCUACCUUCAAAUCAAAUCAAAUUGUAUUUGCCACAUGCGCCGGAUACAACAGGUGUAGACUUUACAGUGAAAUGCUUACUUACAAGCCCUUAACCAACACUGCAGUUCUAAGAAAAAUAAGUGUCAAGUAAAGAAAUAGAUAGGUAAAAAAUAAAUAAUGAAAGAGCAGCAGUAAAAUAAAAUAACAGUAGGGAGGCUAUAAACAGGGGGUACCGGUACAGAGUCAAUGUGCAGGGGCACAGGUUAGUCGAGGUAAUAUAGGUAAUAUGUACAUGUGGGUAGAGUUAAAGUGACUAUGCAUUGAUAAUAAACAGAGAGUAGCAGCAGCGUAAAAGAGGGGGUGGGGUGGGGGGACAAUGCAGAUAGUCCGGGUAGCCAUGAUUAGCUGUUCAGGAGUCUUAUGGCUUGGGGGUAGAAGCUGUUAAGAAGCCUUUUGGUCCUAGACUUGGCUCUCCGGUACUGCCUGCCGUGCGGUAGCAGAGAGAACAGUCCAUGACUGUCACACCCUGGCUCUGGGGACUCUAAUAUGUUGAGCCAGGGUGUGUAAAGUCUAUGUGUUUUGUGUUCUAUGUUCACAGUCUAGUAUUGUAUUUCUAUGUUGGCCAGAGUGGUUCCCAAUCAGAGGCAACGAGUGUCAGCUGUUGCUGGUUGUCUCUGAUUGGGAGCCAUAUUUAGACAGGCUGUUUUCCCACAGGUGUUGUGGGAUCUUGUUCCGUGUUGGUUGUGUUAGACCUAGGAUGUCACGUUAUCAUUUGUUGUUUUGUUUAUUGUGUGCACUUAAUAAAAUAAGUAUGUACGAAUAUCACGCUGCGCCUUGGUCCUCCUCCUUCGACGAUCGUGACAGAAGAUCCCACCAUACCAGGACCAAGCAGUGUGUCCAGGAGCAGGCAGCCUGGACUUGGAAGGAGAUACAGGCUGGGAUGGAUCGGCGUCCGUGGGAAGAGACGGUGGAGGCGCGCCGGAGAGAGGAGCAACGGCGUCAACAGUGUCAUCGUCGGAAGGACGAGAGGCAACCCCAAACAUUUUUUAGGGGGGGGGCACACGGCAUGGGCGACGGGGCAGCAGGAGGCAGCUACAGGGCGUAUUGGGAGAAUAGGAGAGGAGGCCACCAGGUUAAGGGGGCUAUUGGUCCAGAGGGAGCAGGAGUUAGUGGUUCAGAGGGAGGAGCUUCUGGAGGCGAUAAGGGAGAAGGAGAGAGUAGAGGCACGGCGAGAGGAACUGUGUAGGCAGCUGAGGGAGCGGAGGGUUAUGAAGAAACCCAGUCCCGCUCCUCACACCAAGCAAGUGGUGUGUGUCACCAGUCCGGUCCGGCCCGUUCCUGCUCCCCGCACUAAGUUAGUAGUGCGUGUUCCCAGUCCGGCCCGACCCGUUCCUGCUCCCCGCACUAAGUUAGUAGUGCGUGUUCCCAGUCCGGCCCGACCCGUUCCUGCUCCCCGCACUAAGUUAGUAGCGCGUGUUCCCAGUCCGGUCCGACCCAUUCCUGCUCCCCGCACUAAGUUAGUAGUGCGUGUUCCCAGUCCGGCCCAACCCGUUCCUGCUCCCCGCACUAAGUUAGUAGUACGUGUUCCCAGCCCGGCCCGGCCUGUUCCUGCUCCCCGCACCAAGCCUAUGGUGCGCGUCACCAGCCCGGCCCGGCCUGUUCCUGCUCCCCGCACCAAGCCAAUGGUGCGCGUCGCCAGCCCGGCCCGGCCUGUUCCUGCUCCCCGCACCAAGCCAAUGGUGCGCGUCGCCAGCCCGGCCCGGCCUGUUCCUGCUCCCCGCAACAAGCCAAUGGUGCGCGUCGCCAGCCCGGCCCGGCCUGUUCCUGCUCCCCGCACCAAGCCAGGGGUGCGCAUAGUCAGCCCGGCCCGGCCUGUUCCUACCCCUCGCACCAAGCCUACGGUGCGCGUCGCCAGCCUGGCCCGGCCUGUUCCUGCCACUCGCACCAAGCCUACGGUGCGCGUCGCCAGCCCGGCCCGGCCUGUUCCUGCCACUCGCACCAAGCCUACGGUGCGCGUCGCCAGCCCGGCCCGGCCUGUUCCUGCUCCCCGCACCAAGCCUACGGUGCGCGUCGCCAGCCCAGCCCGGCCUGAACCUGCUCCCCGCACCAAGCCAGGGGUGCGCGUCGCCAGCCCGGCCCGGCCUGUUCCUGCCACUCGCACCAAGCCUACGGUGCGCGUCGCCAGCCCGGCCCGGCCUGUUCCUGCCACUCGCACCAAGCCUACGGUGCGCGUCGCCAGCCCGGUCCGGCCUGUUCCUGCUCCACGCACCAAGCCAGGGGUGCGUGUCGCCAGCCCGGUCCGGCCUGUUCCUGCUCCACGCACCAAGCCAGGGGUGCGCGUCGUCAGCCCGGUCCGGCCUGUUCCUGCUCCACGCACCAAGCCAGGGGUGCGCGUCGUCAGCCCGGUCCGGCCCGUUCCUGCUCCACGCACCAAGCCAGGGGUGCACGUCGUCAGCCCGGUCCGGCCUGUUCCUGCUCCACGCACCAAGCCAGGGGUGCGCGUCGUCAGCCCGGUCCGGCCCGUUUCUGCUCCACGCACCAAGCCAGGGGUGCGCGUCGUCAGCCCGGUCCGGCCCGUUCCUGCUCCACGCACCAAACCAGGGGUGCGCGUUGUCAGCCCGGUCCGGCCCGUUCCUGCUCCACGCACCAAGCCUGUGGUGUGCGUCGUCAGUCCGGCACAACCCGUGCCUGGGUCACUGGUACCUGGUCAGGUACCGGUCAGCAGCUCCACAUCGGAGCCCAAGCAAUCCGCUCCACCGAUGUCCAGUCCAACUCCAGCCAGCGGGGCUAGACCGGACCAGGGGCGCUACGGGGGGAUUGUUGAGGGGUGGUGGUCAAGCCCGGAGCCGGAACCGCCUCUGAGGAGGAAUGCCCACCCAGCCCUUCCCUGUUCGGUUAUGUUUAGGCGCGGUCGCAUCCGCGCUUUUGGAGGGGGGUACUGUCACACCCUGGCUCUGGGGACUCUAAUAUGUUGAGCCAGGGUGUGUAAAGUCUAUGUGUUUUGUGUUCUAUGUUCACAGUCUAGUAUUGUAUUUCUAUGUUGGCCAGAGUGGUUCCCAAUCAGAGGCAACGAGUGUCAGCUGUUGCUGGUUGUCUCUGAUUGGGAGCCAUAUUUUGACAGGCUGUUUUCCCACAGGUGUUGUGGGAUCUUGUUCCGUGUUGGUUGUGUUAGACCUAGGACGUCACGUUAUCGUUUGUUGUUUUGUUUAUUGUGUGCACUUAAUAAAAUAAGUAUGUACGAAUAUCACGCUGCGCCUUGGUCCUCCUCCUUCGACGAUCGUGACAAUGACUAGGGUGGCUGGAGUUUUUGACAAUUUUUAGGGCCUUCCUCUGACACCGCCUGGUAUAGAGGUCCUGGAUGGCAGGAAGCUUGGCCCCAGAGAUGUACUGGGCCAUACGCACUACCCUCUGUAGUGCCUUGCGGUCGGAGGCCGAGCAGUUGCCGUACCAGGCAGUGAUGCAACCAGUCAGGAUGAUCUCGAUGGUGCAGCUGUAUAACUUUUUGAGGAUCUGAGGACCCAUGCCAUGUCUCCUGAGAAUAGGCUUUGUCAUGCCCUCUUCACAACUGUCUUAGUAUGUUUGGACCACGAUAGUUUGUUGGUGAUGUGGACACCAAGGAACUUGAAGCUCUCAACCUGUUCCACUACAGCCCCGUCGAUGAGAAUGGGGGCAUGCUCUAUCCUCUUUUUUUUCCUGUAGUCCACAAUCAUCUCCUUUGUCUCAUCGUUGUCGGUGAUCAGGCCUACCACUGUUGUGUCGGCGGCAAACUUAAUGAUGGUGUUGGAGUCGUGCCUGGCCAUGUGGUCAUGGGUGAACAGGGAGUACAGGAGGCGACUGAGCACGCACCCCUGAGGGGCCGACGUGUUGAGGAUCAGCAUGGCAGAUGUGUUGUUACCUACCCUUACCACCUGGGGGCAGCCCGUCAGAAAGUCCAGGAUCCAGUUGCAGAGGGAGGUGUUUAGUCCCAGGGUCCUUAGCUUAGUGAUGGGCUUUGAGGUAACUAUGGUGUUGAACGCUGCGCUGUAGUCAAUGAAUAACAUUUUCAUGUAGGUGUUCCUCUUGUCCUGGUGGGAAAGGCCAGUGUGGAGUGCAAUAGAGAUUGCAUCAUCUGUUGAUCUGUUGGGGCAGUAUGCAAAUUGGAGUGGGUCUAGGGUUUCUGGAAUAAUGGUGUUGAUGUGAGCCAUGACCAGCUUUUCAAAGCACUUGAUGGCUACAGACAUGAGUGCUAUGUGUCAGUAGUCAUUAAGGCAGGUUAUCUUAGUGUUCUUAGGCACAGGGACUAUGGUGGUCUGAUUGAAACAUGUUGGUAUUACAGACUCAGUCAGGGACAUGUUGAAAAUGUCAGUGAAGACACUUGCCAGUUGGUCAGCGCAUGCUCGGAGUACGCGUACUGGUAAUCCGUCUGGCCCUGCGGCCUUGUGAAUGUUGACCUACUUAAAAGUAUUACUCAUAUCGGCUACGGAGAGCGUGAUCACAUAGUCAUCCGGAACAGCUGAUGCUCUCAAGCAUGCUUCAGUGUUGCUUGCCUCGACGCGAGCAUAGAAGUGAUUUAGCUCGUCUGGUAGGCUCGUGUCACUGGGCAGCUCGCGGCAGUGAUUCCCUUUGUAGUCUAUAAUAGUUUGCAAGCCCUGCCACAUCCGACGAGCGUCGGAGCCGGUGUAGUAUGAUUCAAUCUUAGUCCUGUAUUGACUCUUUGCCUGUUUGAUAGUUAGUCGGUGGGUAUAGCGGGAUUUCUUAUAAGCGUCCGGGUUAGAGUCCCGCUCCUUGAAAGCGGCAGCUCUAUGUGGUGUAGUCCUCAAUGCCAUCGGAAGAAUCCCGGAACAUGUUCCAGUCUGUGCUAGCAAAACAGUCCUGUAGCUUAGCAUCUGCGUCAUCUGACCACUUCCUUAUUAACCGAGUCACUGGUGCUUCCUGCUUUAGUUUUUACUUAUAAGCAGGUAUCAGGAGGAUGGAAUUAUGGUCAGACUUACCAAAUGGAGGGCGAGGGAGAGUUUUGUACGUGUCUCUGUGUGUGGAGUAAAGGUGGUCUAGAGUUUUUUUUUCCUAUGAUUGCACAUUUAACAUGCUGGUAGAAAUGAGGUGGAACGGAUUUAAGUUUCCCUACAUUAAAGUCCCCAGCCACUAGGAGUGCUGCCUCUGGAUGAUCGUUUUCCUGUUUGCUUAUGGCCUUAUACAGCUCAUUGAGUGCAAUCUUAGUGCCAGCAUAGGUUUGUGGUGGUAAAUAGACAGCUACGAAAAAUAUAGAUGAAAACUCUCUGAGUAAAUAGUGUGAUCUACAGCUUAUCAUGAGAUACUCUACCUCAGGCGAGCAAAACCUCGAGACUUCCUUAGUAUUGGAUUUCGUGCACCAGCUGUUGUUUACAAAUAUACACAGACCGCCACCCCUUGUUUUACCGGAGUCAGACGUUCUAUCCUGCCGAUGUAGCGUAUAUCCCGCCAGCUGUAUGUUAGUCAUGUCGUCGUUCAGCCACAACUGUGAAAAUUAAGAUAUUAACCAUUUUUAUGUCCCGUUGGUAGGAUAUCCGUGAUCGUAAGUCGUCUAUUUUGUUUUCAAAUUAUUGUAGGUUGGCUAAUAGGACUGAUGGUAGAGGCAGAGUACUCGCUCGCAUUCGGAUCCUUACAAGGCACCCCGACCUACGAUAUCUCUGUCACUUUCUCAUGCGAAUGACGGGGAUUUGGGCCUUGUCGGGUGUCUGUAGAAUAUCCUUUGUGUCCGACUCGUUGAAGAAAAAAUCUUUGUCCAAUACGAGGUGAGUAAUCGCUGUCAUUGAUAUUCAGAAACUCUUAUUGGUCAUAAGAGACGGUGGCAGAAACAUUAUACAAAAUAAAUCACAAAUAACAAUAAUAUACAGUAUAGGAUCAAUAUUGGCAAUGAAGCAAGAACAUCUCCAAGGAAAUCCCAGAUUAGCCUUUAUUGUGUUGCUAUGUUCUUGUUAUGUUUAACGUUGGUCUUCCUCUACCCUCUGUUACAGCACCCUUGGUGGAUUCCAGCCCGAGACACAGCAGUUCAGUCAUGCUGAUGCUCCUAUCAGUAGUAUUCCUGGGUUUAGCAGUGUUUCUCAUCUACAAAUUCAAG
Messenger RNA from Coregonus sp. 'balchen', 16862 nucleotides. The record is from the annotation of a GenBank genome assembly. Lineage: Eukaryota; Metazoa; Chordata; Actinopteri; Salmoniformes; Salmonidae.